Micromonas commoda is the source of this 972-nucleotide messenger RNA. RefSeq lists its product with no specific name. The record is from RefSeq and is a predicted model, not a curated record. NCBI's taxonomy places the organism in Eukaryota, Viridiplantae, Chlorophyta, Mamiellophyceae, Mamiellales, Mamiellaceae. The coding region runs from base 1 to 972 and encodes 323 amino acids. Gene Ontology annotation, biological process: protein folding. The transcript has 2 exons. Gene Ontology annotation, cellular component: cytoplasm.
AUGGCGGCGCACUUCCAGGAGGAGCAGCACGUCCCGAAGGAGUGCGGCAACUGCGGAUGCACCGAGGACCUCGCGCUGUGCGCCCGAUGCCACAGCAUCCACUUCUGCAGUCGCAAGUGCCAGCGCGCGUACUGGCCCUUCCACAAGGAGUGGUGCCGCCAGAACGAUUUCGCGGACGCCGCCGAGAAGACCGAGCCCAAGUUCGCGCGCUGGAUGCGCAAGCACGGCAAGAUGGCGGUCCUCAAGGACGACGAGGUGGACCGCAUCGAGCGCAAGGUGACCUCGAUGGAGGACCUGUACGGCCGCGCCCAACCCAAGCCGAGACCCCCCGAGUUCGACGCCGACGACAUGCGAAGGAUGAAGGCGCGAGAGGAGACGGACCUCCUCGCGGCUCGCGCCGCGGAAGCCGCCACCUUGGAGGACAAGUCCGCGCUCGCCUACCGCCAGCUCGAGAUCGAACACAACCUCGGCGAGGACUGCGGGACGUACAAGUGGCGACAGACGCAGACGUACGUGGAGGUGUUCGUCCCUUUGCCCGCGACUUGUGUGGUGGCAACCGACGUGAGCGUGAACCUCACGUCCACGUUUGUCAGCGUUCGAGUGCGAGGCGAGCCCGUCGUCGAGGGCGAGCUUCACUCGCCCAUCAAGGCCGAGGCGAGCACGUGGGUCGUCGUCGACGGCGUCCUGGAGAUGUCGCUGCUGAAGCGUAACCGCCGGGGGAACUACGACGACGGGUGCACCAACGCGGACACGUUCUGGUACUCGGUGUGCUUGUCGACCAAGUUUGGCGGCCAAAUCCAACCCGCGACGGGUGACCACAGGGGCGCGAGGCGGCUGGCGCUGACCGAGCCCCCGCACGAGUACUACGACACGGAUUGGAUCGCGGAUCCGGAGGACGCGGGUCCCGCCGGGAGGGACAAGAACGGCCGAGGCGCGUCCUCCAGGGGGCGAGCGAUCAAGGGGCGCCGGUGA